CUGAAGGGGUCUCCCACUUGUAAAUGACCCGGGGGAAAAAAAAAAAUUCGUGACGACUUCACUGGGCCUCCUCAUAUCCUUUCAUUUUUUCUUUCCACCUGUCCUCUUUGUGGAAUGGAGCGUCAUUCCUUAGAGCACAAAAUCUGUUGUGCACCUAGUAAUGACUAUGCUGUGAUAGGGAUUCUUAAACAGUUUUACGCGUGAGGCUUGAAAUAUUAACAGAUGAUGAUUUGUUCGUUUGGAUUACUGCGGAACUGCAGCUCCGUCCCUGCAAGGAUUUUAUCCUCAGCACCGCACUGAUUAAGCUAUUUUUCUACAAAGAUGGCAGUGUGCAGGGUAGAAGGGAACAGGACCCAUAUGUCAGUGGUCUAGGAUGGCCAGUGAAGGCUCCAACAUCCCAAGUCCUGUGGUCCGUCAGAUUGACAAGCAGUUUCUGAUUUGCAGCAUAUGCCUGGACCGUUACAAGAACCCCAAAGUACUUCCCUGCCUGCACACUUUCUGUGAGAGGUGCUUGCAGAAUUACAUUCCAGCCCAUAGCUUAACCCUUUCUUGCCCCGUGUGCCGCCAGACCUCCAUUCUGCCAGAGAAAGGGGUUUCUGCACUCCAGAACAACUUCUUUAUCACCAACCUGAUGGAUGUCCUGCAACGAACACCAGACAACAGCAUUGAAGAGUCCUCCAUCUUGGAGACUGUCACCGCUGUUGCUGCGGGCAAACCGCUCUCCUGCCCCAAUCAUGAUGGAAAUGUGAUGGAGUUUUACUGCCAGUCCUGCGAGACAGCCAUGUGCAGGGAGUGUACAGAGGGAGAACACGCAGAGCAUCCCACAGUACCACUCAAGGAUGUGGUGGAGCAACACAAGGCUUCCCUCCAAGUCCAGUUGGACGCUGUCAACAAAAGGCUUCCAGAGAUCGACUCAGCACUUCAUUUUAUAUCGGAAAUCAUACACCAGUUAACCAACCAAAAGGCUAGCAUUGUAGAUGACAUUCAUUCCACUUUUGAUGAACUCCAGAAGACUUUAAAUGUGCGAAAGAGUGUGCUGCUAAUGGAACUGGAAGUGAAUUAUGGCCUUAAACACAAAGUCCUCCAGACACAGCUGGAUACCUUACUUGAAGGACAAGAAAGCAUUAAAAGUUGCAGCAACUUUACAGCCCAAGCCCUUAACCACGGCACCGAAACUGAAGUUCUGCUGGUGAAGAAGCAAAUGAGUGACAAGCUGAAUGAACUGGCCGAGCGGGACUUCCCACUGCAGCCCCGUGAAAACGAUCAGUUGGACUUCAUAGUGGAAACGGAAGGCCUGAAGAAGUCCAUUCACAAUCUGGGUACUAUUUUAACCACCAAUGCUGUUGCCUCUGAAACAGUUGCCACAGGUGAGGGACUGAGGCAGACAGUGAUCGGGCAGCCCAUGUCUGUUACCAUCACAACUAAGGACAAAGAUGGGGAGCUCUGUAAAUCUGGGAACGCUUACCUCACUGCUGAACUGAGCACACCUGAUGGGAGUGUAGCGGAUGGAGAAAUACUUGACAAUAAAAAUGGCACUUACGAAUUUUUGUAUACUGUUCAGAAAGAAGGGGACUUCACUUUGUCACUGAGACUUUAUGAUCAACAUAUCAAGGGCAGCCCAUUCAAACUUAAAGUGGUCAGAUCAGCAGAUGUGUCUCCUACCACUGAAGGGGUUAAGAGGCGUGUUAAAUCUCCUGGCAGUGGUCAUGUGAAGCAGAAAGCUGUGAAGAGACCUGCGAGCAUGUACAGCACUGGCAAAAGAAAAGAGAAUCCCAUUGAAGAUGAUUUGAUUUUCAGAGUCG
Phaethon lepturus (White-tailed tropicbird) is the source of this 1802-nucleotide messenger RNA. It is a transcript of the gene TRIM2, whose product is annotated as tripartite motif containing 2. The transcript is spliced from 6 exons. The record is from RefSeq and is a predicted model, not a curated record. NCBI's taxonomy places the organism in Eukaryota, Metazoa, Chordata, Aves, Phaethontiformes, Phaethontidae. Gene Ontology annotation, molecular function: protein binding; zinc ion binding; ubiquitin-protein transferase activity. The annotation marks the transcript as partial. Gene Ontology annotation, cellular component: nucleoplasm; chromatin. Gene Ontology annotation, biological process: positive regulation of DNA-templated transcription.